CCGACGUCCGGGGGAUGCGCCCGUUGACGGAGGUGUAGUUUUGCCGCGCGAGAGAUCCGUCGAGAUCGUGCGGGCAAUAAUCUGCCGGAAAAACGCGUGAAAGCAACGCGAGUCCAGUCGGAAGAAAAAGAAAACAAAAGAAGAGACAAGUGCGCGAAAAAGCAAAAAAUUUCGCGCGUACAACGCGCUGUAUCGUAUAUUGUUUUUUUUCAGUAAUGAUACAAUUGAUUCGCGACGUAAAAAUCUGUCGAUAAGAUUGUUCAAUGUUUUCUUUUUUUUUUUUUAUAUAAAUAUAGUGAAGUAAGUUUUUAAAUUACGUUUUCACCGUCAAAACGGUGAAGCCAUGUUCGGGGAUCCGGAUCGUUUCGGCACGAACAGAGUGAGCCUGACGUUUAGAUAACGAUUUACUCCCGGCGUGUGCGAGUGAUCGCUGCGAUCUCGACAAUACACUGUGUACAUUUUUGUGUAAGACAGAAAGUUAAAAGAACGAGGAAGAAAGAGAGGAAGAGUUAUGCUCCGCGUUAGCUCCUUGCCGAGUGCAAUAUAGAAGUGCAGUUGCAUUCUUUUUACGUGAUGUAUGUAAGUUGUCUCCGUGCGGAACAUGGCAGCUGGGAUUCCAAAUAAAAAUCGGUCGGGGACGCGAGCACGCGUAAAACCGGCGUUACUGCGACGUUAACGUAAACGAUAUUAUUAAAAGGACAUUUUUUGAGCAUUUUACGCAAGAAUGAGGGUGGCACGGCUAUUACUGUGCUGCGUACUUCUCGAAGACUACAGCACCAAUCUCGGCGGAACGGCAAUUACCAGUGACGCCAUGCGCCAGGACGGCCCCUCGUCCGCGACGAAUCCGACGCUAUCAGAUACGCCGAGUUUUUCCGAGCCGAUCGGCAACAAGACCGCCGCCAUUGGCAAAGAAGUCGCCCUCUCCUGCACUAUCAAGAAAGUGGGAAAUUACAAGGUGGGAUGGCUACGUGCCGAGGAUCAGACGGUGCUGUCGAUGGGCGAUCGCAGGGUCACACACUCGCCUCGAUUCUUCGUCACUUUGGAGAACGCGAAGACGAAGAACCAGACGCAGUCGCGGGAGGACGAGGAGGCCACUUGGCAGCUGCAUAUCCGGGCGUUGAAGGAGGCCGACCGUGGCUGUUACAUGUGCCAGCUCAACACCAAGCCGAUGAUAAGCCAGCUGGGAUGCGUGGAUGUCCUAGUGCCGCCUGACAUUUUGAGUUCCGGCACUUCGGACGGAGAGGUGUCCGUGCCCGAAGGCGAGAACGCGACAUUGACAUGCAAAGCAUCCGGGCGGCCACAGCCUCGCGUAUACUGGAGACGCGAGAAAAGUGAUUUCAUACUCAUGAGGGGUGUUCACGAUACGUUGAUACAAGUGGACAACCAGACCGGCGAGAAGCUAGAAUUAACCAGGGUAGACAGGAGGCAAAUGGGGGCUUAUCUUUGCAUAGCGAAAAACGAAGUGCCUCCGGCAGUCAGCAAAAGGGUUAAUCUAAAAGUAAAUUUUCCCCCGAGCGCAAAGGCACCCAACCAGCUGCUCAGCUCUCCUCUGGAUACAAACGUGUCGCUAAUCUGCUUGAUCGAAGCUUAUCCCAAGACGAUUAACUUGUGGAUGCGGAAGGAGCAAGUUAUCAUGAGCGGAGGCAGGUACGAAAUCGACGAGCGGGGAAACCCCGACGAGGAAUGGAAGACGACGAUCGUGUUGAAGAUAAGACGCUUGGAGAAAACGGAUUUGGGCGAAUACACGUGCUCGGCUUCCUCAAGUAUGGGAAAAGCCGAAGCGACCCUCCGAGUUUACGAGAUUCAGGCACCAACCGAGCCUACCCGCACCACCUCGACCAACUCGAAGCGACUGAACCGGAACAGGUCAAAGGCUGUGCAGGGCACGGCCAAUCGGAUUCCACAUCAGCAGGUGAGCACGCCGGCCAUGCAAAAGAGCACCGCCCGAUGGAUCUAUAAACACGUGACCACGACGACUACCGCGGAUCCGCGCGUAUCUCUAAUGAAGGGCAACGUAGUCAAGCAGAACCACCGCAACGACCAGAACCACCAGGAUCUCAAGGAUCGCAGCGACGCGACCGCGGUCGCGGUCGCUGGCAAGCGGGUCAUUCUACCGCUCUGCCUGAUACUAUUCUCGACAAUGGUGCGAUAAGGAACAAGACAACAAGAGUCACUAAUUCGUGAGAAAAGCUAAUAUAACGAGUCGGCAACAGAAUUGUAUUCAUCGAUCCGACAGGACGAGCAAGAGCGCGAGGAUGCUCACGGAAGAAGCCGGAUCUCCUAGCAACGCAGAAGGAAAUGAUUCUAAGACAACGACUACGAGGGUGAGCUGGCUGAGAGAAAGCGAUGGUUCGGUUUAAUUAGCCCAGAUCGAUGGUCUCGAGCGGCGAGGAAGAAAAAAAAUCGUGGGAACAUUUGGACGCUUUCACGCGCGCGAAAGAACAGAAACUACGGCAGAAGAAAAGAAUUUGAUCCGCUAAUAUGAGCGUCGCCCGAGAUAACCGCCGCGGAUUUUUACCAAAAGACGCUUACAAAUGUAUUUUUUAUGACCCUUUUAUUCGUUGCUAACGUGAAAAAAAUUCGUGAGCAAAAAAUCUGCUCUUUGAUAUGAUUAAAUAAUAUAUAACGUUAUAAUUUUACUCUUAAAACUCACUCGGGCGGUGGAGAAUGCUAUAUUAAUCCAAUAAAAGCCUCGUCAAUUUUUAAAUAUUUCUUCUUUUUUUAUUGAUUUCGAAUUUAUUGCAUCUGCAAAACUGCCGUGAAAUGUUUUAUUGUUCUUGUUAAAAAUUAAAAAUCGCAAUAAAAUCUAAAGAAUGAUGAACGAAAAAGAGAAAAAGAAGCAAUAUUUUAAAUUGCCAAAUAAAUUGACCGCUGUCCGAGAAUUAAAUACACGAGAAAAAGAUUCUGUUAAUCAAAAAUGAUCGUUUCUCUUGGAUUUUUGUAAUAUUAAUAGGUGAUAAUUUAGGCGAUUACAUAACGUUAGCGUGAAAAGCCUUACAUAUGCAGGGUGUCUAUUUCAAAUGAACUGUCGCUGUCGCCAGCGAGAAGAGAAUAAUUUCACGGAAUUGAUCGAAUUGCCAAUAGAUAUAACUUGCAACAGUGACGGUUCAAGUGAACAUCCCUUACGUUGCUAUUGAAUAUUGUCUCUUUAUCGAUUAAUCAUCACCGACGUUCUUCGGACAAUUACGCGUCGAUCAUACCCAAACGCAAGACAAAUAAUUAGCAUACUAAUUUGUAUGUAAGAGAUAAGUACGAGAUAUCUUUGUUUAUUGUGAUGUAAGAGAGUGAAUUUGAUGUAUUUGAUGACAUCUCUCUAGCGAGCGUUGUCGCGUUUCAUAUCCGAAAUAAAAAAAAUCAUAUCCGUAGCGCAUAUAAUAGCGUAUCAAAAAAAAAAAAAAAAAAUCUACUCUAGGAAAUUAUACAUAUAGACAUCACUUUGGUUACUUUGAGUAUUUUUUUAAAUUACUCGUAGACAAGAUACUGUACCUUUAUAUAUGUCGAUAAUGAAGCAAAGACCAUGUUAUAGGACUAUAAUAUAUAUAUGAAGUGGUUAAAAUUGCGAGGAAUGAGACCGAUGUGUGUAUUGCUUUCUUGAAUAAGACGCGCUCUUCUAUAUAAGUCGGCUUUCCCAUGCCAGUUUUUUGUAUAAGAUAUGCUCAGCUUCUCAUUUUGAGAAUCGCGGAUGUGUACAUUUUUCAAUAAGGAUAUAUAUAUAUACAUAUAAAUAAUAUAAAUAAUAUAAAUACUCUGGAGUAUACAAUAUACGUAUGCAUACGUUAUUUACAUAUACGCGACACAAUAAUCAGAAGUUGUUAAACAAAUAUUAAACAACCUUAUAUACGCGGUUUGAUUAUUUUCUUGACAUAGCAGUGUGUCAUUUGAUUGAUAUAUUCCUCGCAAAACUACGAACCAUAUCUUGUUCUGUAAUUAAGACAACUGUGUAAAGUGACGCAAAAAUGUCAAAGAGCGUUAAAGUUGAAAGAGAAAAAGUGAUCUGAUGAUCGUUUAAAAAAAAAAAAAAAAAAAACUUAUAAUAAAAAUCAGUGUGGAGUACAAGUCUCUUAGUUGACAUUGAGCGGUUCAUUAUCACGGAGAAGAUAGCAUAUCCCACUCGCACACACGGAGCAAAAAAUAUGUUAAAUUUACCUACAUAAUGAACUCUGUAUAUCACACAGAUGCUCAAUAUAACUCUACAAUAAUAUUAAAGAGAAUGUUGUUGUUUAUAGGAAGGAAAGAGAUAUAUUACGGGAAUACAAUGAGGAAAUGUGCUCAAAUUGGAUAAUAUAUAUAGCUUUGGGGGAAAAAAAACGUGUUGACAAAUAAAAGAAAGAAAAGAAGAACUAUCAUACAUUUAGCAAUGAUGUUCGUUUUGA
Pseudomyrmex gracilis is the source of this 4373-nucleotide messenger RNA. Its product is annotated as lachesin-like. Gene Ontology annotation, cellular component: neuron projection. The record is from RefSeq and is a predicted model, not a curated record. The transcript is spliced from 9 exons. NCBI's taxonomy places the organism in Eukaryota, Metazoa, Arthropoda, Insecta, Hymenoptera, Formicidae. Bases 725 to 2152 code for a protein of 475 amino acids.